AUGAGUGGAGGAAACAUCAAAGUUGUAGUACGGUGUCGUCCCUUAAACAGCAGAGAAAUUGCUCGUGGAGCGGUCGGCUUAAUUCGUAUGGAGGGUAACCAAACUAUUAUCAGUAGACCUUCUGACCAGAAAACAGGCAAAGAAAAUGAGGAUGUGAAAGCAUUUACUUUCGAUAAAUCUUACUGGUCUGCAGAUAAAAGCCAUCCCAGCUACGCUGAUCAGGAAACAAUAUACAAUGAUCUUGGUGUAGACUUGUUAAACCAUGCUUUUGAUGGUUAUAAUUGUUGUAUCUUUGCAUACGGUCAAACCGGUUCUGGUAAAUCAUACUCUAUGAUGGGUUAUGGAGAAGAUAAAGGCAUUAUACCUCGUACAUGUUCUGAACUCUUCAAUAGAAUACAAGCAAAUCAAAAAACUAACCUCAAUUAUCGUGUGGAAGUUUCCUACAUUGAGAUUUACAACGAGAAAGUACGAGACUUGUUAAAUCCGAAAAAUAAAGGCAACCUGAAAGUAAGAGAGCAUCCUUCUUUAGGUCCUUACGUAGAAGAUUUAUCUCGAUUGGUUGUGACAUCUUUUGAUGAUAUUGAACACCUUAUGGACGAAGGAAAUAAAGCAAGAACGGUUGCAGCAACAAAUAUGAAUGAAACUUCAUCCAGAUCUCAUGCAGUUUUCACAGUUUUUUUAACCCAGAAAUGCUUAGACGAUCUAACGAAUCUUGAAACGGAGAAAGUAGCAAGAAUAAGUCUAGUCGAUUUGGCAGGCAGUGAAAGAGCCAAUAGUACAGGCGCUACUGGCGCGAGACUGAAAGAAGGAGCCAAUAUCAAUCGGUCUUUAACUACUUUGGGUAAGGUUAUAGCAGGUUUAGCCGAACAAUCAAGUCAGGAAGGUAAAAGAGGGAGGAAAAAGGAAGUAUUUAUUCCUUAUCGUGAUUCGGUCUUGACGUGGCUUUUGAAGGACUCACUAGGUGGCAAUUCCAAGACUGCAAUGAUAGCAGCGAUUUCUCAAGCCGAUUACGACGAAACGCUCAGUACAUUGAGAUAUGCAGACCAAGCAAAACGAAUUAAGAAUAAACCAAUUGUAAACGAAGAUCCCAAUGCUAAGCUGAUAAGAGAUUUGAAAGAUGAGUUGGAAUUGUUACGUGAGAAGUUACGAACAUAUGCUCCCGAGGAAGUGGAGCAAUUAACUGCUGCCAGCGCGUAUAAAUCGGCAAAUGGAAACUCAAACAGCGCCAUUAAUGCAAUGCAAAAACAAACCACUUUAAUAAACAAAAAAAAGCCAUUAGCAGAGAUUGAAAUUGUAGAUAGUACUGGCAAAACAAGGAAGAUGACCAAAGAUGAGAUUAUUGAACAGCUACAGACAUCCGAAAAAUUAUUAGCUAAUUUGAAUGAGAGCUGGGAAGAGAAGCUGAAAAAAACCGAGGAAAUUCAUCUGGAGAGAGAGAAAUCACUAAAAGAACUGGGCAUCACAAUAGAGAAGAACGAAAUGGGUGUCUACACUCCAAAAACGAUUCCAUUUAUAGUCAAUCUUAAUGAAGACCCACUCAUGUCGGAAUGCCUCAUGUAUCAAAUCAAAUCAGGAACAACUUGCUUGGGAAGGCAGGAUAGUGAUAUACCCGCCGACAUCCGGCUCAGUGGACCUAACAUUCAAGAUAACCAUUGUAUUUUUGAGAACAAAAAUGGUUCUGUUACGUUAAUUCCUGGCAAAGAUUCACUUACAAUGGUAAAUGGCAUGAGGAUAACAAAACCCAGACAGCUUAAGAGUGGAUAUCGCAUUAUUUUAGGUUAUUAUCAUAUAUUUCGUUUCAAUAACCCUGAAGAAGUACGAAAGGAACGUGAUUUACAGAAGCUUGCAAUUGAGAAUAACCUGAAUGGUCAAAGUCUGCAAUCAGAAUCUUUGGAUGAUGCAUCAAGACCGAAUUCUCCUUCGGCUGACAGUAUUAACGGAACGGAAGUUAUUGAUUGGAACUUUGCCCGAAGAGAAGCAGUUUUGAAUUAUUACGCUACGGAAUCAAAUUUUGGAGACUUGAAAGACGAGGAAUUGGAAAAACUUUACGAUGACAUUACGAAAAUUAGAAACUCUAGACGUACACGUUCGGAAAGCCGAACAGAAAAUGAUGAUGACGAUUCGUACACAACAAGGGAUUCCUUUAGAAAUUCAUCCACAGCAAUUAUGUUGGAGGACGGUGUAGAAAGUAUAUGCACUGAUUUAUCAAUUGCUCAAUCAGAUAUACUGGAAGAGAGAAUAAAGCAGGAAAAGGAACGCAUGCGAAAAGAACUUGACAAUCAGAAACGUAUCUAUGAAGCGAAAAUGAAUCGGAUGUCUAGACAAUUUUCUCAACAACAAAUGCAAACAAAUCAAAAUUUAUCUGUUUAUACUAAGGAACAAAUAGAACUUAUCCAAAAAGUGAUACAGCAAUGGAGAAAGCAAAGAACAGUAGAUAUGGCUGAGAUAAUAUUAACCAAUGCCAUCAUGUUGAAAGAAGCUAACAUUAUUUCUCGAGAAUUGAAUAAGGAAGUACUUUAUCAGUUCACUGUUAUAGAAGAUGAGCCUUUCUCCAACCCACGAUCAUUUUUGGAAACAACGUCUGCUUUGCAUCAGUUUGAAACAGAUGAGGAUACUGCACUAAUCUCUACACCGAAACCUUGUAUCGGUGUGAGAGUGAUUGACAGAAAAAAUCAAGUAAUCUAUGUAUGGUCAUUAGAGAAACUGAAACAGCGACUCCAUAAGAUGCGAAAUCUGUAUAACGUUAUGGAUAAACCGUUGUAUAGAGAGCAUUUUAAUUUGGAAGAUCCAUUUUUUGAAAAUCCAUGUCCGAAAUACACCUUUGUGGGCGCAGCUACUGUACCUAUGUAUAAUCUAACUAGACAACAGUCUUAUGAAAGCUGUACUGAAAUCAUUUGUCGUAACACGGGCCAGAUCAAGGGGAAGUUACGGGUACUCAUUACAACUAUUGCCGUUACCAAUAAUUCAAGCUAUGGAAUGAACAAUCAUACACAGACAACCUAUUACGAUAAUGAAUCUAUCGAUAGCAUAGAGGAUGAUGAAGUUGAAAAAAUUAUCGAUAACGAUAAUGAUCAAACCAUACUAAAAAUUGGACAGAAUCUCUUAUUUGAGGUGAAUGUAAUUGAACUCAGUGGACUUAGCGAAGCAGAAUAUAAUGAUGUUCAUGUUCAAUACCGACUUUCCUCAUUUGGAGGUAUACCUCCAUAUUCUCCAGCAGAAAAAUUUUUUGUCACUGAACCUAUCAAUUAUUUUGAGCGUAACCCUGUUACUAUCAACUUCAAGCAAGCUAUAUCGAUUAAUAUUACUCCAAAUGUACUGAAUACUCUACAAAAUGGAAGUCUUUCCUUGGAAGUUUUCGGUCUCGCACUACCAACUGUUUUAGCGCAACAGCAAAACUGGGAUGAUCACAGAGAAAGGUCUUAUGUUGUAGAUUAUAUGCAUGAACAGCAUUUGCAGCAGCACCAGCAGCAGCAGCAAACUCCGUCCAUGAGUUCAUUAGAGCAUGCAUCUAGUGAUUCGACACACAGUAGUAGCGAUGCAACCUUAGCUUCAAUGGAACGUAGACCUGAGGAAGAACUCUUGGCAGCAGAACGACAUGAUGUGGUUGCUUGGAUAGAGAUCCUGGAGCUUUCUCCUUCUGGUGAAUACACACCUGUGAUAUUGACAGCAAAAAACCCUAUGGAUAAAGGUUAUUUUACGUUAAGGCAAGGUCUUCAGCGAAGAGUUCGUUUUACGAUGUCACAUACUUCAGGCCAUCAGCUUGAAUGGGUCCGUAUUAAAAAAGCAACUGUAGGUCGUGUAUGCUUAUUAGAUGGCAAAGGUCGAAUUUUGCAGUCUCCCGCUCAAGAGAAUAUUCCAGUCAAAUUAUUGCACAAGCAGCAUUUACAUUAUUACUCAGAUGGCACAAGCCAGUUGAUAGCAGAAGGGUCUUGGGAUAGCUCACAACACGAUUGCGUGUUUUUGAACAGAGUGACAGAAUCAAAUAGCCGCGUACUACUGAAUUUACGUUGGGAAGUAGAUGUUAAAAAAUGCGAAAAACCUAUCCUUUUCAAUAUGGAUAUCGCACUUCAAAUACAAGGACGCGCUCGCUCUAAUGGAAACGGUAGAUUUAGUAACUUUAAAAAGUUGCUUUACUCUUCUGGAAAGCAUUUAAGCAAAUAUAGCGCCGUUUUUCUUGUUCAUCUAAAACCACCCAUGACCAGACGACUAAGCCAACUGUGGCGAUUAAAUACAGCUUCAAAACACAUUCAUGGUGAGGAGUUGUUGGGUUCUUGGAAACCACGAGGUAUUUCAUUAGUGAAUGAUCAUAGACGUAUACAAGGCAUGAUCAAAAGGAAAUAUCAAGUUGCUUUCACGAAACAAAUCUUAGAAAUUAGAGGAUUCAAUAGUGAUAGAUCAACAACAGUUUCACGGACUAUUGAGAGAAACGAAGCUCUAUUAAAGCGUGUACUAGAUUUAUGGCAGCUGAAGAUUGGAACUGAAAAGGAAAUUGUCAUCAGUCAAGAGCCACCGCUUACACCUGAAAGUCAAAUACAUCUAAACCGAGGGCCACAAUUCUCGUCCAAACUGGUUGCUGAAGUAGAGAAUGUUUCCCAACCAGUGAGCAUUUCAAAACGAGGUUAUUUGCUCUAUCAACAGGAUGCAGCGAAAGACUUAUGGGUAAAACGAUGGUUCGUUAUUCGUCGACCCUACAUCUAUACCUACAUGGAUGAUUCUGAAACAGAUGAACGGGGAAUCAUUAACAUCACUUCCGUUCGCAUUGACUAUAACGAAGCACUUGAAGAGAUGAUCCAGCGUACCAAUGUGUUUGCCCUUUAUACCAAUAAUAACGCUUAUACCUUUCAAUCAAGUACCCGACAAGAUAUGAUUAGUUGGAUACAAUUGAUUGACCAGAAAUUCCCUGUCGAAAGUCUGAAAAUUCAAGACUAA
Messenger RNA from Mycotypha africana, 4929 nucleotides. RefSeq lists its product as uncharacterized. The transcript is spliced from 9 exons. The record is from RefSeq and is a predicted model, not a curated record. Gene Ontology annotation, molecular function: microtubule motor activity; ATP hydrolysis activity; microtubule binding. Lineage: Eukaryota; Fungi; Mucoromycota; Mucoromycetes; Mucorales; Mycotyphaceae. Gene Ontology annotation, biological process: microtubule-based movement; cytoskeleton-dependent intracellular transport. The coding region runs from base 1 to 4929 and encodes 1642 amino acids. Gene Ontology annotation, cellular component: microtubule; kinesin complex.